This is a messenger RNA of Rotaria sordida, 1431 nucleotides long. The record is from the annotation of a GenBank genome assembly. Lineage: Eukaryota; Metazoa; Rotifera; Eurotatoria; Philodinida; Philodinidae.
AUGAUACCAGUUUCAUCAACAUUAAUAUCAAAUAAUUUAUGUACAAAAUGUUUGCUUGAUGAAAAUUAUCAAACAGAUGAAAAUAAUAAAAACGAUGAGUCCAACAAAGAAAAAGGAAAUGAUGCAAUAAUAGACGAUAAUGCUCAAUUAACAACUAUCAUCAUGUCUUCUUCAUUAUCAAUCAACUGUCAACAAUGUCAAGCAAUAUUAUCAUUAAAAGAUUUUCAAUUAACUGGACAUGAUAAUCUUUCAAUAUGUUAUAAUUGUUAUCUACAUGGUAAAGAAUAUGAACAAUUAUCGAGCAUUCAUCAAGAUAAUAGUAACUAUAAAAAAGAGCCAACAACCGUUUCAUUUGAACCAAUCAAUGGAUCCCAAACUAUUACAGAAGAAAUUAACAAUAUAAAUAAACGUGAACGGGAUAACAGUAAUCGUCAUCUACCAUUAUCAAAUGAAUUAUCAAAGAAUGACGUUACAUAUACUGCUCUUUUAAUUGCCAUCGAUUGUUGGCCGGGUGAUUGUAUUUUUGAUAGACAAGUUGCACCAGAUCGUUGUAUAAAACGUUAUGAUAACUAUCUUGCUGAUAUGAUGUCUAAAAUUAGUGGCUUGCCCAUUACUGCAGAGCAAUUACCUAAUAUCUCUCCAUAUGGUAUUGUUAUCGAUCAUAUGCAUAAUUAUGAGCGAUGUUCAGCUCGAUGUAUUGCUACUGAACAUGUUUUGUCUUGCUUCCAAUCAAGUACGUUUUUUGGUUCUAGAGUCUUGACAUCGUUUACAUCGAUGAUGAAGCCCAGAUGUCCAGAAGGAAAAAGAUUUCUAAUUGUUGGUGCAGGUCCGGCUGGUUUAUUCAUGGCCAUUCAAUGCUUAUUACGAGGACAUGCUGUCACUUUAGUUGAACGAAGAACAAUGUAUAAUCGUGCUGUCGCAUGUGGUUUGCUCGAAACAGAAAUGAAAUUCUUCCAAUUGAUAGGUUUACCUUCGUGUUUUUUUAUUCGUGCUAUACAUGAUGCUAAAGACAUAGGUGUUUACAUUGCGGAUAUCGAAGAGAUUAUGAUGAAGAUAGCCAUGAAGAUGGGAGCAUUAAUCUAUCUAGGAUGUCAAUUUGAACCUAUUCGUCAAAUGAUUUCAAGUUCUUCUGAAUCGAAACCUGGUAUUCGUUGUUGGGAUGGUUCAUCAGUUCAUCAAGAAAUCUAUACUGCUUACGAUGUUUUGGUGUAUGCUACAGGCAACACUAAAUCGAUUCCGCUAGAUUUGUUUAAAAUGGAACCACCUCGACUCUUUUCUGAGGUCUUUAAAGAAUUUCAUUAUUUAUGGUCAUCCGAUUCCGAAUCAUCUCUCUAUCAAAUAAUAGCUAAAAUCACUGUUGGGAUAGUAGAGGUUGAUAGAGAUUUUCAUGCACUUUCAGAUGAUGUACUUAAUUUUGUAGUAAAUUAUUAA